Talpa occidentalis (Iberian mole) is the source of this 9545-nucleotide messenger RNA. RefSeq names its product family with sequence similarity 110 member B (gene FAM110B). Lineage: Eukaryota; Metazoa; Chordata; Mammalia; Eulipotyphla; Talpidae. The record is from RefSeq and is a predicted model, not a curated record. Bases 1032 to 2144 code for a protein of 370 amino acids. The transcript has 5 exons.
CUCUCGGCCGCAGCAACUCGCUUCAAGUUCCCUCCCUCGAUCUCCGGGGAAGCCUGGUUGAGCCCUCCCACUCGGUGAAGCCGAACCAUCGCGGCCGCCGCCAGCCGGGGCCCUCCACGGCCGCGCGUCCUGGGCCAGCUCGGCCGACCCUGUUCGCUCUCUGCUCCUGGCUCUGCCGAGGCGGGUGAGGCUCUGCUGCCCCUGCCAUCCGCGAUCCGCUCCGCCGCGGCGCCGGCCGCGGGGACCCAGUCCCCAGCGGGCCCUGACUCCUCCUCUCCGCGGUACCUACGCGCCAGAGCCCGACUCGGGCCGCACAUCUCGGGGUCGGGCUGCCCGGCGGAGAAAUCCCUCAUUGGACGUCUCGAGCAGUUAUCCUGAUUUUACUAAAUCUAGAGUUGGAAGUUAUCAAGACCUUGAAAGCAAAGUAAAAGAUAUUUCAUGCUGCAGAGAGUAGUUUCAAACGGAAGGAUUACCUGUGAUUUCUGCUUCCCAGCCAUAAAAUACUCAUUCCUCUCUUAAGCCUUGAAGAAUUGUACCUGAGCCCAGGUGGAUUUAAUGAGGAAUGCCUACCAACUGGGACUAUAUUCUCCACUCUGCAUUGUUCUAGGAGUGCACCCAUUCUAGUUUGCCCAUCAUUGAGAGGAAUCCUGGGAAAAUGGACUACUGUGUACAUAACACAGUACUAAAAGCAUAAGAGCAGGAAAAGUCCUAAGCAGCUCUGCCUGCAGUUGAACACAAAGACCUGGAGGAGACUCCCACAUCCUUCGGGGAGAAGAAAGGAGGCAGCGAAGCAGAUUAAAGGAACUUGUGGCUCGUGGCCUUUUGAGUACAGGGGCUGCCUGGAAGCGGGAAAGUGAAUUAAAGCCACCGUGGCAGCUAAUGAGCUGUGAGAUGAGGUGCUGCUGCUGCUGACAAUCAGAUUCCAGGCUCCGUCUGCUGUCCUUUGUGCUUCGUGUACAUGUGUCUAUUCAGCGCAUCCGGAGGCGCCCAGAAGAGAAUCCAACACGGCUGCCGGGGAGAGACCACCCACCAUGCCCACGGAGACCCUACAGACAGGUAGCAUGGUGAAACCGGUCAGCCCCGCCGGCACCUUCACCUCGGCGGUCCCCCUGCGCAUCCUCAACAAAGGGCCAGACUACUUUCGCCGGCAGGCGGAACCCAACCCCAAAAGACUCAGUGCGGUGGAGAGACUGGAAGCCGAUAAGGCCAAGUAUGUCAAGAGUCAGGAGGUGAUCAACGCCAAGCAGGAGCCGGUGAAGCCGGCCGUGCUGGCCAAGCCGCCCGUGUGCCCCGCCGCCAAGCGCGCGCUGGGCAGCCCCACGCUCAAGGUGUUCGGCAACAACGCCAAGACGGAGAGCGGCGUGCAGAGGGAGAACCUGAAGCUCGAGAUCCUGAAAAACAUCAUCAACAGCUCCGAAGGCUCCAGCUCAGGUUCGGGUCAUAAGCACAGUUCCCGAAACUGGCCGCCGCACAGGCCAGAUGCCACCGACCUGCACCGGCACUCCUUCGCCGAGUCCCUGAAGGUGUACCCCACGCAGGGCCGCGGCAGCCCGCAAGAAAGCAGCUCCCACGUGGGCAGGAGGCUGCUGGAGCAGUCAGCCGAGUCCUUCCUCCACGUGUCCCACAGCUCCUCGGACAUCCGCAAAGUGACCAGUGUCAAGCCCUUAAAAGCAAUCCCCUGCAGUAGCUCCGCCCCUCCCUUGCCUCCCAAACCCAAGGUCUCCUCCAUUGCUACCAUGAAGUCGCCCGAAGCUGACCCGGUGGAACCAGCUUGUGGAGUCAGCCGAAGACCCUCCCUCCAGCGGUCUAAGUCAGACUUGAGUGACAGAUAUUUCCGGGUGGACGCGGACGUGGAGAGGUUUUUCAACUACUGCGGACUGGACCCCGAAGAGCUGGAAAACCUUGGCAUGGAAAACUUUGCAAGGGCUAAUUCUGACAUAAUAUCCCUCAACUUCCGCAGCGCAAGCAUGAUCAGCUCAGACUGUGAGCAGUCUCAGGACAGUAACAGUGACCUUAGAAAUGAUGACAGUGCCAAUGACCGCGUGCCAUAUGGCAUUUCUGCCAUCGAAAGAAACGCUAGAAUCAUCAAGUGGUUAUAUAGCAUCAAACAAGCUAGAGAGUCACAGAAGGUCUCCCACGUGUAAGCGAAAGUUGUGCAGAGGAGGGAGGGGUGGGUCUCUGUGCAUCGGCAGUUGUGAAGGUUGUGAGGUCUCCUUGAAGUGUUGUGAGCUUCUCCACUCUCUUUGUGUUGCUUGUUGUGCAAUGUUUUCAAGUUGCAUGCCUGUCAACAUGGGGACUGACCUUGGCUUCCACUCAACCAUUGCUGCAGAGCCUGGCUCAAUAUGCGUCAUCUGCCAAAAGUUUCAGGCCAGGAUCUAAUUAGGGCUUUGAUCUUCAGCAAAACUGUUUACAGGAAAAAAAAAAAAAAACAACAACAAAAAAAAAAACGGUAUACAACUUCUUCAAUAUUUAUGUGUUUCUUGUGUUUUUAUAUUCUGCGCUAUUGUGUCUUAAUUAAAAGUUUUAUCAACUAGCUUUUAAGUUGAGAGUAGAAUCUUUUUGAAAUAAAAAAAAGCCAAUUUGCCUACAUGUGAAACCGAAAUAAUUGGGGAAAUAAGUGGGAUCUGCUACCCAACAGAUAUUGAGACUGUCCGGAGAUGAAACCAGUUGGAGUAUUUUGAGGUAGAAAGUGGUGAGCCUAAUGUUAAUCUUUUAUGUAUUGAAAUUCUUAGCCACUUGCUAAAGUAAUGGUUGGGGCAGCAAUGCUACGUUUUGUGUCCUAUUCCGUGUGUAAAUGUUGGUGUUUGUGUAACACUGACCCCAAGGAAAGACAAUCAGAUACAAUGAAGGUGAUUCAAUCUAGGACGUUGGGUGUUUGGGGGUUAUAUUGAUGUUGUUCUGAUUUGUAUUGGUUCAGAAAUUUCUACUAUUAUUCAUUUGAUAAGAAUGACCACCCAAAAAACUGAUACUGAAUGUCUUAAAAAAAAAAAAAAGUUGGGUUUUGUUUUUUUUUUGGUCAAGAAUUAAUUCCAUGCUAAUUUUCAUCCCGCCUCCUUACCUCCCUCUGUUGUUGUUUUAUUUGGGAGAGGGGAGUGGGGCUUGUGCAGGUUUGAGCUACCUGAAGACAUGAACACAAAUGGAAGUACCAGCCAUAUCAGUAGAGCACCUCCAUUCAACAGUGAAUGCCUUUGGUAGCUGAACCCUAUCUGAGCAGUACAAUUGUGAUGUCUUGCCUAUGUUAUUCUCUCAAGCUGUAGACCUUUGCUACAGCUCUAGAAAUUGUAGGAACACAACACUAUGUAGCUUUCCACCUGUUGGUCACUAGCGCUGCAUAUCAACUUGUUCCCUUUCCCCCCAAUAACCUGUCUUCCAGGUGGUCUUGUUAGCUGUCCACCAGCUGACGGCUGUGGUGUGGUAGCAGAAAGGUGAUAGUGCCGUGGUGGUCUGCUUCAUGGCCCUUGUACUCAUGCUCUGAAGUUGUCAGCAGCACUACCUUAGACUUAUCAGCUAAUAGGAAACUUUUUAUGGUGUAAAUGCUGUAAGACUUUGUACAUACUUCAGUUGUUAUGAAAUCUUUAUGAAAAAAAGGAAAAAUUAUGUUAAUAAAUAGCUCUGGUGCAGGCACUAAUGGUGGUGGUUUCUCUGUCCUUUCCUUUGCUUCCUACACAAAAUUUUAACUUGGGACUGUGAGCCAGAAGCAGCUAUGUGAUAGUCUUGAGGAAACAUUAUUUCAUUCAGUUAUUUUCACCAUAUCACAAUUAUUCUGAGCUGCAGAAUUCUUAAUUGUAGGUAUAACAAUGUGCUUUUGCUAACAUAGUUUCAUCAAGGUUCCUAAAAUAUACUGUUGCUACUUUACUUAGUUCACACUUCUGUUAUUUUUAUCUUUUCUUAAACAUCUGAAUUUUUCACAUCUUCCACAGACUCUUCAGUUGUAAAUAUUUAUGAGUUCUACAAUGGAGAUAUACCUUUGAGAUUUAUAGCCCUGUUUUAUUUGUACAAGCCCAACAUCAUUAGCAUUGCAUGUGUUCCUAUAGUUCCACUCAUUCAUUCAUUCCCCACCCAAUAGGACAUUUGUUGAACCACUCCCCUUUUCAGGCCUCAUAGUGGACACAGCCUGCUGUGGUCAGCACUGCUCUGAAUGGAGGAACUUCGAUUUUCACAUUUAUUUUGACUGUCAUUCCACUUAGUAAACAUGUCUUUUCUCUUAUUAUAAGGACCCUGAUUAUUCAGUGAGUAUUUAUCAAGUCAAGUUUUUUGAAGCUUAGUAUUUCUUCAAAGUUCCAUAUAAAGUAAAAGGUUUAUUUAAAAAGUAAUUUUCAGAAACAAAUAUGAUUCUCAACUAUUAUUAUUCACAAAUAUUUUCCUACUGAAAGUCAAAUUUGGUUCCUGGAAUAUCUCUACUGGUUUUGAAUUCUUUCUGUUUCUCUGGUACUCAGUUCAACCAGAGCUCUACUUUCCAGAAGAAACAUUGAAAUGCAGCUAUUAGUGGUGAUAAUAUAUAAUGCAGUCAAGAUAAUAUGAAAACAUGUUUGUAUGCAUGUAUAUGUGUGUAUAUAUGUAUACAUUCGUAUGUACAUAAAAAAAAAAGCAAGCUUUUUUUUCCUCAUCAUUGUGUAGAAAUGUGGUCACUUAAAGUAUUCAAGACUUAGCAUUUAUAUAAUCCAUCUCUUUCUGGGGCUUUCGAGUAAAAUUGGUGUUAUUUUCCUAAGGUAACCAGUUUUGGGGAGAGAGAGCAGUCCUUAGCUAAUUUAAUAUCACUUCCUAUGUGCUGUUUUAAUUAUAGAUUCUGCUUGAACCUUCAAACAUUUAAAAACCACAUUUAAUCUGUAUUCCAAUAGGGCUAUAACUCAUCCCACUAUAAUUCAGUUCAAUCUUUUGUGGCCUUAUUUGUAGAAUGAAUAAAUGGGAGGCUUUUGGUUCCAAUGGAAAGUAGCAGCUCAUUAUUUGUGGUGGUGUUGUUGUUGUUGUUGUUGUUGUUGUUGUUGUUCUUUAGAGUUUUGAUAAAGCACUAUUUCAGACACGCAAUAUUAAAUCCUGAAAGUGAGAUAUUUCCUAAUUGUGAAGUCUUGUUUGCAAAAUGGUCACUGUUAGCUCAGGGAAGUAAGUAUUGUGUGUGUGUGUGUGGUGUAAUGAUAAUGUUAUAAAUACAGGGUUAUCAUUGAGUUGAUCACACUUUUCUUAUUUGCCCACACAAAGCAUGAGUGCACUAGAUGGCCUAGUAAACGUGUUAUUUCUUUCCAAAUACCACCAAAUUUAUGAAAUCCUUACAUAACUGUCCCUUGUGCUAUUGUCUUAGUUCAGUCUCUCAUCUCCUCUUACCUGGACUAUUCUCCCUAGAACUUCCUAACUGAAAGCCUCCAUCCCUUGCCAAUGAGUUUCUUUCCAUUCCAUUUCAUCUCAAGCCAUAGUUAUCAGCUACGAUUAUGUCCCUUCUCUCUAUAAAGACAUCCUCUAACUUUAAGAUGUUGCAGAUAGGAUCAAGUCUAACUUCUUAAAAAAUGUUGGGCAUUUACCUCUCAGACCUCAUCAUCUGUUUCCCCUUUGGCCACCCAAUCUAAGUCUCCAACCAAAGGGACAUUUCCAUUGGAAACAUUUUGCCAUUGCAUUAGUAAUCUAAUGCCCAAUGUCUAGCAACUAAAACAAUAUUUGUCGUGUUAAUAUCUUUUGGCCAAGAACCCUAGAGUGCCUUGGUCAGAUGGUUCUGGCUCAGGGGGGUCUCAGUAGGCUGCAGAAAAGAUGUUAGCCCCCGGGAGCAUCAUCUGAUGAGUUGACAGGGGCCUGAGAUUCUAGUUCCAGGAUGGCUCACAUGAAAUUGGCAAGAGUCCCUACAACACAGCAGAGGGAGUGGCCAAUAGAGAGGGCAAGGAGGGUGUCAUAAUGCCCUUUGUGAUUCAAUGUACUAAUUCACACAUUCAGUUCAUUAGGAUCAUGUCACUAAAAACAGCCCACACUCAUGGGGACGACAGUUAGGCCUCACUUUUUAAAAGGGAGGAAAAUCAAGGCAUUUAUGAACCUGUUUUAAAAUCACCAUGUCUGUUGAGAUUUAGUAGCUCUUCAUUAGUGAGGAGAACUUUUUCCUCCCUCCAUGAUUCAAAGAGUCUUGCUCUUUCAAAACUCAGUACAACUAUCAACUUGUGGGAUUGUUUUCGAGUUUCUUUGUUGCCUUUUCCCACUAGAUGGUAAUUUUUGUCAUAGCCAUGGUCCCAACCAUUGCUAGCCUAACUGGUACCUUUGUGUGAAAUAUGAAAUGGUGUACCUUCCUUAAAACAUUUUCUGCCAGGAAAAAACAAAAAUCUGUCCUGAGAAGUUUACAAAUCUCUCAUUAUUAUGGUGUGGGCCAUGACCCUAGAGUUGGGGGGACAUAACAGAGCUAUCCAGAGUAUUUAGUAAAUGUUUAAUAAAUGUCAACUUGAAUUUUUAAAAUAUACCACAUCUAAGUCUUACGCUAGUUACCAUAUAAAUGUUGUUAAGUGUGAACCUAAGAUGGUGGUUACUGUUCUAUUUUAGAGGUGAAAAAUAUCAAUUCCAUGGAAAUACAGUCCCUUACCUAAGAUCUCAGAGGAAAGAAGUGCUAGAAUAAGAUUUCACUCAACUCUAUGGUUCCAAAAGUUCAGGACAAAGGCAGACUGAAUGCAUUGUAUUUAAAAAAGAAAGUAGGGUCUCCCCAGUGGCGCAGCGGUUGAACACCACGCUGUGAAGCUGUCUGCAGCCUCUGCAGCGUCGGUUCGAUUCCCUGCCAGCCAGGGAGAGACCCACAUGGUGGGACAGACCUCUCCUGCCUCACCCGCUGCUCCCCUCAACAGUGUACUUCGGUCUGUCAGCCUGUUCUGCUUCCCGCUCUGUCUGUGAUUAUUUCUCUCACCCUCCUUCACUUCUGAACUGUACCCCAGUUCUUGUAUAAAUAAAUAAAUAAAUCUAUAAAAAAAUAAAAAGAAAUAAAAAGAAAGUACCCUAAAUUAAUCUUGAUCACUUUUUCUGCUGCCUGUGCAUCUAAACAUGUCUCAGUCAGAAUUCUUACCUAAAUGAUAACCAAUAAAAUUUAGAAAAAGACUUCAGUUGUUUCAAUAUGAAUAACACACAGCCCACUGAAAUCAGGGACAGCACUCUUAGAAUCACAUUUCAUUUCUGAAUGUGCUACAUUUUAAAACUACAUCCUGUUAUUUUUGAUCAAGGACUUUUAGAAGGAUAAACCAUAGAGAAAAAUGGCCACAAUUCAACAAUCAGGAAACACAUUUUGAUAAUUUGUUGAGUCAGCAAUACUCCAUUUUCUCAUCCUUGAGGAUGUACAUAGUGUGUUCUGACCAGAAGAUUCCUCAGGGAAGGAAUAAAAAGAUAAAGUGUGCUCCAGAGGAGCCAAAUAGUCUCAUAACUCAGAAAAAUCAACUAAUCUCUCCGCCGUCUUGAAUAUGACAAGCCUGAUUCGUCUCUUGAGUCCUUAAGGUGACUGAUCAUUUGAUUAGCCUCCACCGUGCUGUCAAAAGCCGUACUGUGAAGGGCCAUGGGCUUGGUGGCUGUGCAUUCAGCUCUGAACAAGUCGCUGAACAGGGUUUCUCUAUUGUGUUAAGCUCACACCCAUUUUCUUUGACAAAACUCAGCAGAAGGAAAAGCUGGAAGGAGCUGAACCUCAGCAACAUUUUGGAACCCCUUCAUGCAAUAGCUGACAUCCAUCUGCUUAAACAUUGGCCUUUACUUCCUCAUCAGUAAAAUGGGAGGAAAUCAGUUGCAUGUAUAUCCUUUGGGGCUCUGUGGCAGCACAGCUUGCUGUUUGAGAAACAUUCGAAUGAGCUAUGAGGAUGUGAGAAUUCAGAAAAUCUGGGUUCUUACUGUGGUAGUCAGUGGGAAGGCAGGGUGAAGGUCAAACAUUUCACUAAAUGGUGUCUUGUACACCAGCUGCCGAGAGAGUUUUAAUUGGGGAAUGAAAUGACAUUCAUAAAAAGGAUUUUCUCUAAGCAGAAGGAAUCUUCAGAAACUUUCAUGUCAUAAACUGAUGAUUUUUUAAGGAUUUAUUUAUUUAUGCAUUUAAGGGCUGGGGCACAGGCCAGAGGUGUGGGGGGAUGAGAGGAUUCACCAAAGACAGAGUGGGGAGCAGAACGGGCAGACUGACUGAAACACACUGCUGAGGGGAGCAGUGGGUGAGUCAGGAGAGGUCUGCUGUGCCAUAUGGGUAGCUCCCUGGCCAGGAAUCGAACUCAUGCUGCAGUGGCUGCGGACAGCUUCAUAGGUUGUGUCUUAACCCCUUGCGCCACCAGGGAGGCCCAAGAAGCUGACUACUGAAUGUGGCCAGGUAGACCCUCGUGUACACAGCUGUGAGAAUCAGGUAUCAAUGGCACAGUCAUUCACUGGGUAGGAAUAUCAUACAUUCCAUAUUUACAAAACCCCUAUCAUAUGUCUUGGAUGUGAUUCUAACACCUUUUCUUAAGUUAUCUCCUUUUAUUCUCACAAGAACCUUAGAAACAGAUAAGAAUCCCUUUUGUCAAAGUGGGGAGUUGGGAUAAAGGACCUUCUCAAAACACACACCCAAUAAGUGGAAAAGUGAAAUUCAAACCCAGGUUAAUAAAACACAUUUUAAAGACUCAGUAUUUCCUAAUGAACUUUAGCAUGUAGCAUGACAGGAGCCACUUUUGCUUCUUCGUAGUAAGUUGAAUGACAGAACAUUUCUCAAAAACAUAAAACACUGUUGUGUAUAUUGGUCAGUGAUUCUUCCUUACAGUGAGUGGCUCAAAACUAUUAAAAUCUUGAUCACAUUAAUAUUGAAGCCUAGGUAUCUAUCCAAAGAGCACAAAAACACUAAUUUGAAAGGAAACCUGAACUCUUAUGAUUAUAACAGCUCGAUUUACAAAUAGGCAAGUUAUGGGAACAACCUAAUACCCCAGAAGAGAUGAGUGGAUCAAGAAGAUGGAAUACUACUCAGCAAUCAAAAAAGAUAAAUUCAUGCCAUUUGUGGCAAUAUAGAUGAAACUGGAAGGGAUUAUUCGAAGUGAAGUGAGCCAGAAGGAGAAAGAUAAACUCUGUAUGGUUUCGCAUAUAUGUGGGAUCUAGAGAAAAUAAACAAAGAUUCAGAUAAAGACAAACUGUAAGACUGACCCUUGAAGACAGAUCGUAGCUCUGAGACACUCAGGAGGGGAGGAGGAGAUUUGGAAGGGAAAAGGCCGAGGAGAGAACACAGGGAGAGGAGAGCAUGGUGGAGGGUGGUAGAGGACUGUGUGCACUACAGUGAUGGGAAAACUCUGGUGACUGCACCUGAGAGGGAGAAAUCCCAUAUUGUGGAAAAAUAAACAAGGAUAUUUUAAAGUCAACGAAACACAGUGAUCAACUUCCUUUCCCAACUGAGUCUUGUAACUCAGUCAGAAAAAUCAACUAAUCUUUCCACCAUCUUGAAUAUGUCAAGCCCAAUUUUUCCCUUAAGUCCUUAAGGUGACUGAGCUUUUGGUAUUAUUUUGCAUUUUAUUCUGCCUAUUAAUUUGCAGAGAAGAAAAGAGAUGCAGAGGUGGCAGGACUGAACCCAAUCAAAGAGCAGGUUAGCUGGCAAUUGGGCUUGAAUAGAC